GCCGCCGACCGCCCGCUGAGAGCCGCCGCUGCAAGCCUCUCAGCCUCUCCACCUGUACGAUGCUCUCCCUGGAUCCGCCGGGUCCCGAGCGGGACUGCGCCCUGGGCUUCAAGGAGGAAGAGGAGGGCCGGUGGGGAGGGGGCUCUGGCCUGCCUCCCACAGGCGACUUCCCUGGCUCCUGGGGCCACGACGUGGGCCUGGACUGCCGGGGCGCCCCAGAGGGGGCAGAGGCCCGGGCCUGGACUGUCUACUUCUACAGCCUCCUGCAGAGCUGUCUGCAGCAAGCUGGCCUUCCGGAGACCCAGGACCGCAGCCAGGUGCCCCGCACAGGCUGCCCCGGGGCCGAGGUCACCUUGUGCGUCCUGGGAUCCCCCAGCACCUUCCUGCCCGUGCUGCUGGAGGGUGGGGUCCAGAGUCCGGGAAACAUGCUCCUUUGCCUGUCGCCUGCCUGGCUGGCCAAGGUGCCAGCUCCCGAGAGGCCAGGCGAGACGGCCCUGUUGGUCUCCAAGGCUGUGAGCUUCUACCCGGGGGGCCUGACGUUUCUGGACGACUUUGUGCCCCCGCGCUCUGCCACCUAUUUCCUGGCGGGGCUGGGGCUGGGGCCCGGCCGGGGUCAGGAGGCCGCGGAGUUGGCCCGAGACCUGGCCUGCCCCACGGGAGCCUCAGCCGAGCUGGCCCGGCUGCUGGAGGACCGGCUGCUGACGAGGCAGCUGCUGGCCACGCAGGGCAGUGUGGCAGUGCCAGCCACCCUGGCUUUCACCUACAAGCCGCCGGCGCUGCUGCAGGGCGGGGGCGCCAGCCCCGCGCUCCGGGUGGUGCGGCUGAGUGGCAGACAGGGCCAGGAGGCGCUGGUGACGGAGGAAGUGAGAGUCUUCCUGCGCUCCCAGGUCCUGGGGGACGCCCUGCAGGUGGCUGUGAAGCUCAGUGGCUGGCACUGGCGGGGACGGCAGGCCUUGCGGCUGCAUCCUCGGGCAGACCUGGGCCCCGUGGUGGACACAGUGCUGACCUUGCUGGAGAAACUGGAGGAGGAGGAGAGUGUCCUGGUGGAGGCCGUGUGCCCGCCUGCCCAGCUGCCCUUCCCAGGCAGCCCCCCACCAGGCCCCGCGCUGGCGGUGCGGAUCUGUGCCGUAGUGUGUCGGACGCAGCAUGACAGGCCCCUGCUGAGCAAGGUCGUGUGCAGCGUGGGCCGCAGGGACCAGCCUCUGCGGCACCAGACUUCCUUGCCACGCACGCUGGAGGUGGCCCUGGCCCAGUGCGGCCUGGGCGAGGCUGCGCAGGUGGCGGCGGUGCGGAAGCGCAGGGGUGAACUUUUUGCCCCCAAACCGCGUGAGCACCGAGCCCUACCGGGAAGGAGGAAGCCUGGGUGGAGGGACUGGUGGGACCAGCUGCACUUGGUAGAGUCGAACCCUAACCACUUUGCAUCCCAAGUGGUGCAAAGCUUCAUCCACUUUGACGUGACAGAGCACCGGAAGGACGAGGAGAAUGCUCGGCUGCUGGCGGAGCUGGUGCGGGCCCGUGGCCUGCAGCUAGAUGGCUGCUUUUCCUACUGGGACGACUGCCUGGUGCUCACCGCCUUGCUGUGCCAGGAGCUGGGGCUGCCGUGCAGCCCGCCGGCCGCCAUGCGCCUGGCCAAGCAGAAGAGCCGCACCCAGCUGCACCUGCUCCACCACCACGGUCCGCCCUGGCCCGCGGCCUCCCUCUACGCCGUGCCCUGCUGCCCACUGGAGAGUGAGGCUGAUGUGGAAAGGGCUGUCCGCCAGGUGCCCCUGCCGGGCGUCAUGAAGCUGGAGUUCGGGGCGGGCGCGGUGGGCGUGCGGCUGGUGGAGGAUGCGCCGCAGUGCCUUGAGCACUUUUCCCGGAUUGCCCGGGACCUGCAGGGUGAGGCUGACCACCCGGGCAUCGGGCUGGGCUGGGGCAAUGCCAUGCUGCUGAUGGAGUUCGUGGAGGGCACUGAGCACGAUGUGGACCUGGUGGUGUUUGGCGGGCGGCUGCUGGCAGCCUUCGUCUCGGACAACGGCCCCACCCGGCUGCCUGGCUUCACGGAGACAGCAGCCUGCAUGCCCACUGGGCUGGCACCGGAGCAGGAGGCACAGCUGGUGCAGGCAGCCUUCCGCUGCUGCCUGGGCUGUGGGCUGCUAGACGGGGUCUUUAACGUGGAGCUCAAGCUGACCGGGGCUGGGCCGAGGCUCAUCGAGAUCAACCCCCGCAUGGGUGGCUUCUACCUGCGCGACUGGAUCCUGGAGCUCUAUGGGGUGGACCUGCUGCUGGCUGCUGCUAUGGUGGCCUGCGGCCUGCGGCCGGCCCUGCCUGCCCACCCACGAGCCCGGGGCCACCUGGUGGGCGUCAUGUGCCUGGUGUCCCAGCACCUGCAGGCACUGAGUUCCACGGCCAGCCGUGAGACCCUGCAAGCGCUUCACGACCGGGGCCUGCUGCGCCUCACCUUGCUGGAGGAGGCGCUGGUGCCGGGCGAGUAUGAGGAGCCCUAUUGCAGUGUGGCCUGCGCCGGGCCCAGCCCAGCCGAGGCCCGCCUCCGCUUGCUGGGCCUCUGCCAGGGCCUGGGCAUCGACGGGCCCCACUACCCUGUGGCCCACUUCCUGUCCCACUUUAAAUAGCACUGGGGCCAGGGGGCAGGGUAAAGGGCUGGAGUGGGCACCUAGUGCCUCUUGCUCCCUGGUGCUCUCCCUGCCUCUCUCCCCUCGCCCCUGCCCAGCCCUCCCAGCCUGCUUCAAGGCCUCAUGACUGAUCCAGCGCAGCAGGGCCAUUUUGACCCCAGAGCCUCCUGGACUUGCGGGCCACAGAAGAAAGCAUCGGGGGUUGCUGGGCACACUUGCCCUUCCAGACACCCCACCCACCCCAGGGCUGCCCCAGGACUCCGGUGCAUACACUCACACACACUCAUCCCCUGAAUCACCGUGGAGGCGGGCGAGGGCCCCAGCCCACGUGCACCCCUGCCCCCGGGCCUGUCUCUUCCUGCCGUCUACAGGAGGCGAGAACAUGGCAGAUCCUUCGCCUUGAACAAAUCCCCGUAGAACCUGAAUAACCCUUGUACUCUCUCCCAAGAGCCGGCUGAUGACCUCUGGCAGUGCCCCACCUGCCUCAUUUGACCUGGGCAGCAGAAGCAGGGGCCCUGGGGUCCUGAUCCACAGAUGAGGAAACUGGCUCCGACCGGGAGAACCACCACCGUGCGGUCACCCCAGUGGCCAGGGGUUGGGGCGCAGAGGUGAGAGGCGAGGCCCAGGUGUCUCCUCGCCCACUCUCACAUGCCUGCUCAGCUUGUGGGCCCUCGCACCUCCUGCCCUCACUCACAUGGUUCUGAGCAUUGUAACCUUCCUCCCAUGCACCGCCAAGCCUCGGAGCUGCGGCCUCCCGCCCACCUAACUAGCAUUGGCAGCGAGAGUCUAUAUCCGGGGUUCAGGAGCGGGUGCUUUCAGGAGCUGCGGCCAGCUCCAGGAGCACCCCACUCUAAAUAAAGCUUAUGGACUAGUCUGAA
This is a messenger RNA of Condylura cristata (star-nosed mole), 3490 nucleotides long. It is a transcript of the gene CARNS1, whose product is annotated as carnosine synthase 1. Gene Ontology annotation, molecular function: carnosine synthase activity; ATP hydrolysis activity; metal ion binding. The coding region runs from base 60 to 2612 and encodes 850 amino acids. The transcript is spliced from 10 exons. Gene Ontology annotation, biological process: carnosine biosynthetic process. NCBI's taxonomy places the organism in Eukaryota, Metazoa, Chordata, Mammalia, Eulipotyphla, Talpidae. The record is from RefSeq and is a predicted model, not a curated record.